Messenger RNA from Athalia rosae (coleseed sawfly), 2105 nucleotides. RefSeq names its product tubulin beta chain-like. Gene Ontology annotation, cellular component: microtubule; cytoplasm. The transcript has 3 exons. Gene Ontology annotation, molecular function: structural constituent of cytoskeleton; GTP binding; GTPase activity. The record is from RefSeq and is a predicted model, not a curated record. Gene Ontology annotation, biological process: microtubule cytoskeleton organization; mitotic cell cycle. NCBI's taxonomy places the organism in Eukaryota, Metazoa, Arthropoda, Insecta, Hymenoptera, Athaliidae. The coding region runs from base 325 to 1692 and encodes 455 amino acids.
GGGAGUGCAACAACGUUGAAGAGACUUCGGUUCUUGCCAGCAGCCACUCGCAUUUCGUCCCCGCACUUGCUCGUCCGCACUUCUCGCGUUACUCGGCGAUCUCUCCGUUUUCUUCAGACGUAUCGAAAGCAUCGAUUUCAAAAACCCAGAGCAACUUUACGCACUCACGAAGACAUCUCCAGAUACCGCGGCGCAUAUUUCCGUUUUUCAUCGACAGAAGAAAGGAAAGAAAAUCAAAACUCGUUUCACAACAAAGAGGAAGAACCGGAAGAGGAGGCAAAUAACGGAAAAUCAACGCAAGACAUAUAAAAUAAAAGCUCGAGAAUGAGGGAGAUCGUUCAUCUUCAGGCCGGGCAGUGCGGAAAUCAGAUCGGAGCCAAGUUCUGGGAGGUCAUCUCCGAGGAACAUGGCAUCGACCCGUCGGGAAUCUACCACGGAGACAGCAACCUGCAGCUCGAAAGAAUUUCCGUCUACUACAACGAAGCCUCGGUCGCGACAUCGACCAAUGGCGGGAAAUACGUUCCCCGUGCGAUUCUUUUGGACUUGGAGCCCGGAACUAUGGAUGCCGUUCGUUCCGGUACAUACGGAAAACUUUUCCGUCCCGACAACUUCGUGUUCGGUCAGAGCGGAGCCGGUAACAACUGGGCAAAAGGUCAUUACACGGAGGGUGCGGAACUGGUGGACGCGGUCUUGGACGUCGUUCGAAAAGAGUGCGAGAACUGCGAUUGUCUCCAGGGUUUCCAGCUGACCCACUCCCUCGGGGGAGGCACCGGUUCCGGGAUGGGAACCCUUCUGAUUUCCAAGAUCCGCGAGGAAUAUCCAGACCGGAUAAUGAACACCUAUUCCGUGAUGCCGUCGCCAAAGGUUUCGGACACCGUGGUCGAACCUUACAACGCUACGUUGUCGGUUCAUCAACUCGUCGAAAACACCGACGAGACGUACUGCAUAGACAACGAAGCGCUUUAUGACAUCUGUUUCAGGACUUUGAAGGUCUCGAAUCCGUCGUACGGUGACUUGAAUCACCUCGUGUCAUUGACCAUGUCCGGCGUUACGACGUGUCUCAGAUUUCCCGGACAACUGAACGCGGAUCUGAGAAAACUAGCGGUCAACAUGGUACCGUUUCCAAGGCUCCACUUCUUCAUGCCCGGAUUCGCGCCGCUCACAUCUCGCUCCAUGCAGCAGUACUCGGCAUUGUCAGUGCCCGAGCUCACCCAGCAAAUGUUCGACGCCAAAAAUAUGAUGGCGGCCUGCGACCCGAGACACGGAAGAUAUUUAACCGUGGCGGCGGUUUUCAGAGGUAGAAUGUCGAUGAAGGAAGUCGACGAGCAAAUGCUCAGUGUUCAGAACAAGAACAGUCCAUAUUUCGUCGAGUGGAUACCGAAUAACGUGAAGACCGCGGUUUGCGAUAUUCCGCCGAAGGGGUUGAAAAUGUCGUCAACUUUUAUUGGAAACACGACUGCGAUUCAGGAACUGUUCAAAAGAAUUUCCGAGCAGUUCACCGCCAUGUUCAGGAGGAAAGCUUUCUUGCAUUGGUACACCGGCGAGGGUAUGGACGAGAUGGAGUUCACCGAAGCUGAAUCCAACAUGAAUGACCUCGUCUCGGAGUACCAACAGUACCAAGAAGCUACGGCGGAGGAGGACUUUGAACCAGAGGAAUGCGGCGAUGAUUUCGAGCCCUGCGAACAAGAGUGAAGACUCGCGAGAGCAACGUAAAAGUUAUACAUUAUUUCUUACAGCAAAACCAGAUACACACCGAUGAAAAAAAACAAAAAAAAAAUGAUUUGAUACGAACGUCCUAAUACACCUUAGUCAUAUUUAUACAUUAAACAUACAUUACUAUAAAUGCCUAUAAUAACGUAGUAUUUGCUACUUUUCUAAUUUUAUACUCGAGUAUAAUGUUGAUAUAGAUAUUAGAUAGAUAAACGAUGAGUAGAUAAACGGAUAGACGGAAGACUGAAAGAUGAAAAUUGUAAACAUUUGCUGUGUUGGCUUGGGAUUAGGAUAGGAUUUCUUUAAAAAACGAUUGUAUAUUAUCCCUUAUGCGAGCACCAAAGGCUCUAACCAAAAAUCUACUUGUGAUUAUUACACCGUAUGCAUAAAUACGA